AAAUGCGGGAGAAGUGGGGGGGACUGGUGUCGCGCGAUAACCGUCGCCGAGGUGCAAACCAGCCGCGAAUUCGAAAGGCGGCCAGUUGCUGUUCGCGCGUCGUCUACGCCGCGUCGUGCGUAUAUCGUGUCGAGAUACACCGAGCUGGAUUUUCGGGUGCAAGGUCGAAUGAAACGUACAGAGGCCGGCGGAGGCUGGCCGUGAUGCUGGACGAUGUUGCACGGUAUCACGGGUGUAAUUGGAUGUUUCCGGCCGAACGAAGGAAAAUAACGACGGGGAUGACGUCGUAGUCGAACUGGAACCCGUCUCGCGACAGCUCGAAUGACGACCGACCGAGGCGGAAGCAUCGUGGAAAGUCGUCACGCGUGAGAGAAAGAGAGAGAGAGAGAAAGAGAGAAAAGUCAUGGGGAUCCUGACUGCAACAUGACCGACAGAAUUACGUAGUGGCGCGUGGCGUGUCAGACCCCGCCGGCACGGGACUCAGUGUGUUCUUCGCGUCGGGUAUUUUCGUGUGAUUUGUGUUCCCCAGCGUCGAGGGUGUAUCACGUUCAACAGGGCGAGGAGGUGGAGCGGUGAGCUUUUCCCGAGAGUGACGUGUGAUUGGAUUCCAAGCGGUAAAUCCAAGACGGAGACAUGUCGAGACGGCAUCCAGGUCGGCUCGACGUAGUAUCAGCUGAUAUCAACCGCCGGGCGUAAACGUGGCGAGGAAGAGGGGACGAUAGCCGAAGCAAGAGCAAUAAAGUCGGAACAAGUAGGAGGAAGAAGAGGGUGAGAGGCCGAGGCGCAAAAUGGGAGCAACGAGAUUGCUGUUGGGAAGCGCUGUCCUCGGACUCUUUUCGAGCGGAUUGUUGUUCAAGGGCGCCCUGACCAAUUCGAUGAACAGGUGCGACUACCCUCCGUGCUCCUGCGAUCCUCACGGCAGGCUGACCUGCGACUGUAAAGAGGAAGGAGAGGAGCUGGUGUUAACCACCGACGGCGACAAAAGAUUGAGCCCGCACACCAGCAGGAUAGCGGUGAGCAACUGCUCGUCCGUGAUACUGAUGAACUCGAGCCUGGCCUCGAUGGCGGGUCUGCGCGCGGUGGAUCUGAUCAACGUGGCGAACCUGAGCCUAGUCAGACAGAGCUUCGAGCUCUCGCCGCAGAACACACGGACGCGUAUAUCGGUGAGAAACUGCAGCAUCGACACGAUGCCGAGUUUCGUGUUCCGCGGUGACGUCGAGGCGAUCAUCUUCGAGAACGUGAGGAUCGGCCAGCUGAGCGCGUUCUCGUUCGCGAACCUGGUGCACACGGAGAAACUCAGGCUGGAGAACUGUCGGAUCGAGAACAUCGAGGCCCAGGCGUUCAAGAAGUUCGACGUCGGUCACUUGCGCGUGAUCGGCAGCAGCUUCGGUGACCAGGUGCCCAGCAGGACGAUGAACGACAUCGAGGUUUACCACACGUUCAUGCUGGACGGCGUGCGAAUGGGCACAGUGAGAAGUGAGGCCUUCAUCGUGAGGAGUCCGCGGACAGUGGCGAUACAGAACUGCGUGGUGGAGAGUUUGGAGAGCGAGGCGUUCGACGUGACGGCGAGGGGGCCGGUGAUCGUGAAGAACAACACGUUCGGCAGCCUCUCGAUUGGCGCUUUCCUCGGGAUACGAGCGGAUCCCGAGGCGAGGACAGCGCCUGCCUCACUGCCGACCAACCUACACGACCUUAUCUUUAAGAAUAACAGCGUGGUGAACUUCGAGGAGGGCUCGAUGAUGUUCGACCGCGGUAGCUUUCGUUUGGAGCUCGACAGCCUGCUGGUCGACCAGCCGUGCGACUGUCAGAUGUUGCCCGUAUGGAAGAACAACAUUCUCAAUUACACCAACGUUUACUCGAGGUUUUACACCAAACAGAACGCCGGGCUGCCGCCCACGUUGCCGCCGCAGGACAACACGAUCAACGAAACGCCGGAGACGUUCCUCUGCUCCGAGGGCGAGGUGAGCGGCGUGCCAACGAGCUUCGUCGAGUACGAGACGCGGCAUUGCUCGCUCGGUGGAUCGAUACUGGUCUUCGUCGUGAUCAUCGCGGGUUUGCUCGCGUCUUUGAUACUGCUCAUCUGCCUGAUCGUCUGGUGCUGCAGGAGGCGUCGCCGAAACAGCAGGAAGAAAUGGAUCAGCGUGCCGAUGAACGCGCCUGACGUCGUGUCGAAGAAGAACGGGGUGAUCGGCAGAGAGGCCGCGUCGUCGGCCGCGCCGGUCGACAGCCGGAUAACGAUGGUCGUGCCCGACGGCAGGCUCUACAGGGAGACCGAGUUCCACGUGAUCGUGGAGAAGGCCGAACCGUUGACAACCGAGUUGUAACGAGAACCUUCGUACGGCUCGACGACGAGGGCCGUGGUAGCUCGAGUCGAGGAAGAACUCGAGUGGUCCGAGACCUCGAGCCGUUUCCGCGUGUACAAGCUGUGAAAGAGGGGAACAAAGGACGAAAGCCGCGCACGAGAGACGUAGAAUUUUGAACCGGUGAACUCGACACUUUGACCAUGUGUGACGAACACGUACGCCGGUGUUAACUUGUGUGUAUUAACGCGCGUGCAUAGUGAACGUGAUUGUCGAUCACGUUCCAGGACCAGAGAGCGGAAUAAAAAAAGAAAAAGCACUUCCAACCGAAAAACUCUUCGAACACCGUGACUGUGUGUGUACGCUUCGAAGUACUCUGCAAAGGAACGUUCCGCCGAGAAAUUUUUCACGUACCAUUUUAUCGAUUAAGCGGCCGUUGCGUGUUGGAAACUUGGAAAAAUAGAGAAAAAUAGGAGACUCGAACUGAAAUCUCCCUUGUUUUCAAUUUAAUCGACUAUUCCUUCUAGUACAAGGCAGUUCGUAAGCUUCCGUAAUUUACAUAUCACGAACGAGCGGCGAUUAUCCAACGCGUUUUCAACCCGGGCUUCUGACUCUACUUUUUUUUCUUUUUUUCUUCUUUUUUCUUUUUCUCUCCCGUCGUUUUCCGUUCUCGUCCGCCUUUGAAGGCAGUCACGUUCCUUCUUCGACGAUAAUUAAGAGUUUCUCCUCUGUUCCGCGAUCGAGGGGUCGCGUGCAUGGAUAAUCGGCGCGUCGUUGUUAGUUAAGUUCAUCGCGUUGAGUAGAACGAGAGCCAAAAGAGAGUGUCGUUUCACGCAGAUUAGAACCGAGAGUUUCGAUACACGCGCGAGCAAAAGGCAGAAAGAGAGAGAGAGAGUGAGAGUGAGAGAGAGAGAACGAGCGAGACGUCAGAAACUGUGAGACGAGAGAAGAAGAGCACAGGAGAGGGAGUGAUCGAAUGCAACAACAGGAAAAGAUCCUAAACUCGUUUACUCGUGUAAGACACGCGAUUGGAUCGACCUUUCGUACUUCGUCGCGUUUAAGUUUAUCAAUCGAUAAGAGCAUUACGUAGCUUUACGCCGACGAAACGUCGAGAGAAGAUCGUGCUGCCUUCACUCGGAAGAACAGUACCAUUCUUGCACAGAUGUCAGUUUCGUGCGACCCUCGAACCGGAGGAAGGAAGAAACAGAAAGGUAGCUGAAAUAUCCGUCAGUUCUCGCAAGCGAGAAUCGAAAUUGUCUCGCUCUUCCAAACCGAAGAUCGUUGUAUCUAAUCUACUUCGAUUCCAAUUGCGUUUCUAAUCGCAAUUAUGCUUGUAACACAAUAAAAGAUAUUACCUGACACCCCUUGACAAUACGAGAUGAUGAAUCGACAUAUGCAAUUAUAUCUGAAAUUACUAUAGUAAGCGCGGAGAGAAAUGAGGCGAUGAUGAUCUUACGGUCAAACGUUCGUAGAGACUUGACGAAAUGUUGCGCUAAGAGUUAACCGAGAAACUUUUCUCAUGUUCCGUUUCGAAACAUUUCGUGUCAACGGAAAGACUCGAAGAGAACUUCUCGCAACAGAAAGUGUUCAAAAACCCUCAACCUUCCACCGUCCCCUCCUCCCGUCAAUCCCGAUCCGUGCGACCCGAGUCGUUAAUUUAUUGUAUUAUUUCACUGCGACAUGCUUUAUUUAUGAGCUUUUGGACUUGAGCCCAAUAAAUUGUUGUUGUUGUUGUUAUCACUGCGAUCGGUAUCUAAUUUUGAUAAAUGCGCAGCGAGGGAUGCUCUCGGCGAUGGGUAAUCGAUCCGCCACGAGGGAAACACGGCGAGGGAGUUGGCGCGUUUACGAAUUCGCCUGCUAAUCUUGCAAACCGAGCGGGGACCGAGCCCCUGACUAAUGCGGGCGCACACGUUCUACGUAAAACCGCAGCCGUCUGCCGCGCUCAAGUAUCGCUACGCUAUGCGCUUUCCGUGUGCUGCCGCUUCCAUCCAAUGUGAUUAAUAGACCCGAUAUAAUUCGCCCUCCUCUCUGUUUCAUCAAGGUAAGCAUCAGGUGGCAUUUAACUCGUCGAACGAACCGACGCGACGGUGAAAGGAGACCUUCGGAAUUCAAGAAACGAGGAAAUAUCGCCGACGUGUGGAUACCUACUACCGAUCACCGGUGAACGGAACGACGACUCGUUCGUUCGACGUUAGAACCGACCGAAACACGUUUCACGUUUCGAGGCACAAUACCGAGGAAAGCGAAGCUUUUGAACGUCACCAUACGGAGCUAUCUCGCGCACGUGUUAGCCAUGCAUUAUUGAUACACCGCCGCCGUAUAUGUAACGACCCUCGCGGGGCGUUUGUUUCCUCUUAUCUCGUCGAACAUCGAAACAGAAAUUCGCCCCUUUCCUCCUCGAGUUUCUUCAGAUUAUUCAGCGACCUUACGCCCGUCGUUACCUUGAGCAUCAUCUCGUCGAACACAAGGCCCAAUUAGAAUCCGAACGCGAAAAGUGGCACGAGUCGAACGAAGGCUAGACUCUUAUCCUACCAAUUCCCCCAUACGUACAGAUCCACCAGCUAUCACGCGCACGUGCGAGUAUGUACAUGGACAAUUAUCGUGCUUCGACGACAAAUUAAGGUUUUUCUUUUCUAAGGACGUUUUAGUUGUAAUUAUCGUGAGACUGUGAUAUAACGACAGCCGAUUGUAUAAUUUGUUUUACAUUGAAAAGGGACGUCGUACGCCAUUGACAACAAGGAGAUAAUAAAGAUGAAGUUGAUGCAUA
Molecule: messenger RNA, 5067 nt
Organism: Frieseomelitta varia
Lineage: Eukaryota; Metazoa; Arthropoda; Insecta; Hymenoptera; Apidae
Exons: 3
Coding region: 789-2324 (511 amino acids)
Source: RefSeq, a predicted model, not a curated record